Neoarthrinium moseri is the source of this 4113-nucleotide messenger RNA. RefSeq lists its product as uncharacterized. NCBI's taxonomy places the organism in Eukaryota, Fungi, Ascomycota, Sordariomycetes, Amphisphaeriales, Apiosporaceae. The transcript has a single exon. Gene Ontology annotation, biological process: peptidyl-threonine phosphorylation; peptidyl-serine phosphorylation. Bases 1 to 4113 code for a protein of 1370 amino acids. Gene Ontology annotation, molecular function: protein serine/threonine/tyrosine kinase activity; protein serine/threonine kinase activity; ATP binding. The record is from RefSeq and is a predicted model, not a curated record.
AUGCUGAGCGCUUCCUCCUCCAACAACCACUCACUGUUUUCUUUCGGCCGGAAUGGAGGAAAUGGUGACUUGACCGAUUCCACGACGGGCUCCUUUGACUUCCUGCCCUCGGUCAGCUUCGACGACCUACAAAGCAGCCUUGAGUCCGCCUCUACCGAGUUCAAACUGACCCAGUUUCCCUCGCCCACCGGACAAGGCUCCAUCCUCGACGACAAGCCUUUGGUCGACAGGAUGGCGGGUCAGCAGCCUAACGUCACUCACAAUGGGAGCACCACGCGUGUCGCCAUACAGCCCAAUCCCACCCCCAACACGGCCGCGGCUGGAGGCAGACCUACGAGGUCGGGGUCCAUACUGAGGAGGCCGAGCACGUCCAAUAGGCAGGCUAGCCUAGGGUCCAACGCGUCGGCGCCUUCCUCAACUAUUAUGGAUGCGCCAACUGCGCCGGCUGCCAUGAGGAAUCGUCGCCAGAGCCACUACCCGCCAGUGUCUAAUGCCGCCGUUGGGAAGCCGCCGAGGAAGUCGAUUGGGCCCGGCGUAAUCGAUUUCGACCAUGGAACCCGCAUGGCUCAGAAGCGGCGUCCUAGUUUGAUAUCGAACUCCGACAAAGACACCAGCGCCCGCACGUCGGUAGAGAUUUUUGGCAACGGUGGUGACACGACGAGGGGCCUUACAGCAUCCCGAGCGACAAAGGCGAGAUCGGUCCAACCUCCCCCAAGAAUAUCCGCCACCAACUUCUCCGCUAGCACCAGCAGUAACAGUAGCCAGCUCACUCCCGAUGGCGGCCGGAAGUCGAUAGUCUUCCCACGAUCUCCGAGGACUGGUGCGGGCGCCGGUGGGACACCCGGAUCCGGCAGGAGAGCAUCCGUCAUGCCUGGUGGUCACUCUUCUCAUGUUUCCGGUCUGGGCGCAAGGACUAUUUCUCCCACCGACGCACAGAGGAUGAAACGUAUGUCGAUGCACCAGUCUCAGAGCCUAGCUCAGGUCGCCAACUCUCAGCCCGCAACUUCUGAGCCACGGCCUACUUCACGUUCGCCUUCCAUGAUCCCGCGCAAGACGUCCACCCCUUCCUCGUCGAGAACCACGCCUGAUCCCAACAGGAAAUCGUACAGCUCUGGACUCUCUGUGGGCUCCACGACGAGCUUCAAUACACACCGAACCUCAACUGGAUCAAUACAACGCGGGCUUGCACAGAGCUCGGCACCCUCAUCACGGUUACCUGCUCCCAAAGCCAACCCCACGCACGGCACCCAGCCGGCUGCGGAGGAGGAGGAAGAUGUGCCCCCAGUGCCAGCCAUCCCCAAGGCAUAUGAAUCACCUAAAGAUUCGCCAGCUGAACUAGCCUUUAUCGAGAGGAAGAAAUCUAGCCAUGCUUUUGAUGCGAGUAGUAUUCACAGCAACUCUACUGGGACCCUGUCAAAUGCGCCUUCAUUUGAACCAAUUUCGCAAGUACAGAGGAAACCAAGUACUCGAAAAUCAAGAGCGACCUUGGGCCCUUCCGAAUUCGAAAAAAGGGCAAUAGUUCCCACUCAGCCGAAAAAGAACCUCGCACCAUUGAGAUUACCGCCUAUCAGCUUAGGGCCCUUGAGCACACCAACAGCAGCAAAGAUCUCAGCGCUGAAAGACCAAGGAAAUGAUGCCGGAAAGGUGACUCCGCCCCCUAGCAGGGUCACCGCGAAGACACCUACCACACCCUUGACUGCGUCGAAGAGCACGUUCUUCUCCCGCGGCCACAAGGACAGGGAUCCAGAGAAACCCAGCCUGCGGAGUAGCAGCUCUGUCCAUCACAGUCGGCUCGAAAGCUCAGACGAUAUACACACGAGAAGCUCCUCUGACUCAGUGCCAGAGAUCCCCGGUAAACCCUCCGUCUCCCCCUUUCUCUCUUCGUCGGUUCCCAAGAGUGAGAGCUCCUUUGGCGCGAAUCUUGCCAGGGCCAAAACCAGCGGAGAUAUGAACAAGACACUGCCUGUAGACGUUGGCACCAGCGCCGAGACCAGGCCACCACAGAAGCCCACGGGUCCUCGUGCCCAGAAGUUGACGAAACCGGCCGCCAAAUCACCACCACGGAUAUCAAGCCCAGAAGAACCACAAACACCGUCAUCCAUGACCUCCCUCAGGAGGAAGUUAAGCUUGUCGUGGAAACGGAGCACCUCAAAGAGCAGCAAUCAUCCCACCAACGGCUCUGUCGAUCAUGGUUCGGGGCAUGCUCGGCAAGACAGCAUGCCACCGCCUCGCAUUCCCAUCUCAGCAACCCUCGGAUCGAUGAAGGCCCCAAGCCCCAGUGUUGUCACGAAGUCUUCCGGCAACUACCUGGAAUCUAGAAGGAGAAAGAGCUCUGCCUCGAGCCUCAACACGAUCAUGGCACAAGAAAAGUCCAAGGCUGGGCUUCAGUCAAGUAAGAAGUCGUCACUCGAUGCCGGCAACAGCUUAGCAGUCGAGCCCUCGACCGGAUCGCGAUCGUCGUCUAUGCAGAGAAUACUGCGGCCGCGACCAUCUACAGCGUCAAUCAAGCAAGACCUAUUCAGUGCGGAGCUGGACAAGGACGACCUUGUAGCGGAAGACGAGAUGCGGAAGCUUGCUUCAAGAAGGAAAGAGACCGAAAUGGCAGCAAGGACCCUGGAUGCUUUGCGCAAAAGAGCCACGCCAAAGGAGCGAGUCAGCCCCCAAGAAGCCAUCAGGAUUGCCAUGCUGAAUAUAUACGAACGAGGGGAAAUUGUGGAUUAUAGCGAUGUGUACUUCUGCGGCACGCAAAACGCCGCCAAGGUGGUUGGCGAUUUGAAAUCCAGUGCCCCAAACUUCGGCUAUGACGAUGAUCGUGGCGACUAUUCGAUCAUUGUUGGCGAUCACCUAGCUUUUCGCUACGAAAUUGUCGAUAUUCUAGGGAAGGGAAGUUUUGGCCAAGUUGUCAGAUGCAUUGACCACAAGACCGGUGUUCUGGUUGCCGUCAAGAUUAUUCGAAACAAGAAAAGAUUCCAUCAACAAGCCUUGGUCGAGGUCAACAUUCUCCAGAAGAUCCGGGACUGGGAUCCGAAGAACAGGCAUAGUAUGGUUAACUUCACUCACAGCUUCUACUUCCGAGGACAUCUGUGUAUCUCAACCGAGCUCUUGGAUAUGAACCUUUAUGAGUUCAUAAAAUCGAACUCAUUCCGUGGCUUCUCUCUGAAGCUGAUUCGCCGUUUCACAAAGCAAAUGCUCAGUUCCCUCAACUUGCUCAAGCAACACAAAGUCAUCCAUUGCGACUUGAAACCGGAGAACAUCUUACUCAGGCACCCUAUGCAUUCCGAAAUCAAGGUCAUUGAUUUUGGUUCGAGCUGUUUCGAGAACGAGAAGGUAUAUACGUAUAUCCAGUCGCGGUUUUAUCGAUCGCCUGAAGUCAUACUCGGUAUGACAUACGGAUUGCCUAUCGAUAUGUGGAGCAUAGGCUGCAUCUUGGCUGAACUGUAUACCGGAGUUCCAAUCUUCCCUGGUGAAAACGAACAAGAACAACUAGCUUGUAUCAUGGAAGUAUUUGGACCUCCCGAGAAGCACUUGAUUGAGAAGAGCACCAGGAAGAAGCUCUUCUUUGACUCGAUGGGCAAGCCUCGCCUGACAGUCUCUAGUAAGGGCCGCCGGCGGCGGCCUUCGUCAAAGACACUUCAGCAGGCUUUGAAGUGCGACGACGAGCCGUUCUUGGAUUUCAUCGCUCGUUGUUUGAGAUGGGAUCCAGACCGGCGAAUCAAGCCGGAGGAGGCCAUUCGGCACGAGUUCAUUACUGGCCAGAAGACCUCCGUACCUGUUCCCCGUACAGCAAUCAGGGACGCGUCUCCAAUGAAGCGACACAACACAAUAUCGGCGCCUCGACCGCUUCCCGACCCCCCUGGAGUCAACAAGCCAAUGAAUCCACGGACGGGCGCGUCUCCCCAUAAGCCCACUCCGCCCAUUACCACACGGCGGGCGUCCGGGAUCACGGGUCCAUUCACGUCCGCUGGGAUCAAGCGAACAAGCACUGGUCAAAGUGGGAUAUCCGGCACGACCCUAAGCGGCAGCAAUCUUCCCCGCGUAGCUGGUCGCAGUGUUAGUGGCAAGCAGGACCUCGCUUCAGCUGGUGCUACUGCCGCCAUGAGCCGACGGGCUUGA